CACGUUUUCUGUCAAAACCGGCCUCCUGAAUUAGGAUUGGCUGUUUCUUUAUAACGACAGUGAAAUAGUCCAAUCAGCGUUCUGUCUUUGUGUGUCUUGUCCAGAAGGAGGCGGGGGUUUUCGGAAUAGUGGUGGGAAAGGUAAGGCGGUUGACAGCCGUGAUGUAAAUACCGAAUUGGCUAACAUAUUAGCCAAGUGCUUUCUUUCCUCGGCACGAUUAUACAAAUAAACGUCGGUCCGUGAAACUGUAAAAAUCCUUGGUGACUAUUUUAAGAGAUGAACAGCAACGGGAAUAAGAGAGCACCAACAACAGCAACGCAGCGACUAAAACAGGAUUACCUCAGAAUAAAGAAAGACCCUGUGCCUUACAUCUGUGCUGAACCACUUCCCUCAAAUAUAUUAGAAUGGCACUACGUUGUUCGAGGACCAGAGAAAACCCCUUAUGAAGGUGGAUACUAUCAUGGAAAAUUGGUAUUCCCACGGGAAUUUCCCUUCAAGCCUCCAAGUAUUUAUAUGAUAACACCGAAUGGGAGAUUCAAGUGCAAUACAAGGUUAUGCCUCUCCAUUAGUGACUUCCAUCCAGACACGUGGAACCCCGCCUGGUCUGUUUCCACCAUCCUCACAGGGCUGCUGAGUUUCAUGGUGGAGAAAGGCCCCACAGUGGGAAGCAUCGAGACGUCUGAUUACACUAAAAGACAGCUGUCUGCUCAGAGCUUGGCUUUUAACUUGAAGGACAGGAUCUUUUGUGAACUGUUUCCAGAAGUUGUCGAGGAGAUCAAGCAGAAGCAAAAGGCUCAGGAGGAGCUCAGUUCACGGCCACAGGCUCUGCCGCUUCCAGAUGUUGUGCCAGAUGGAGAGCAGGGUCACUUUGGGCUCCCAGAGAUGAACGGGCACGCCCCUUUGGGAGAAGUAGUGGCUCCUCAGCAUCUCGCCCUCCAGCAGGCUAACCGCAAUCAUGGACUCCUUGGUGGAGCUCUUGCGAACCUGUUCGUAAUAGUGGGCUUCGCUGCCUUUGCUUACACGGUAAAGUAUGUACUCCGGAGCAUAACCCAGGAAUGAGACAGGACCUUACUGGACUGGGUGGAAAACAGUUUUUUUGGGUAUCAAGUCACCAAAGUAAGCUCCCAUUCCUUUAAAAAAAAAAAAACACUGAGAUGACACCUGAUCAACGCUUGUAAGAAUCUGAGGAACAUCAGGGUGCUCUUGAAAGUACUCUAAUGCAGCAGAAGACUUGGUUAUAGGUUCCUAAAUGAUUUCUGGGUUGCUGCACAGACUCAGCACAUGACCACUGACCAAUCCGGGGGGGGGGACGUUAUUUACGGAAAGUUACUCUCAGCCCAGACACUUGAGGCAAAGCUCAUGUCUCUGCAGUUGUGUUAUUAAAGAAAUGACCGGAGUUUUGUCAGUUUUACUAUAAGGGUGGAAACCACAGACCAUUUUCGAUCAAGGAAUUUUUAUGUACGCCACACCUUCAUUUGUUCUUCAUGGUGUUUCUCAUUUGUGUAAUUCAACCAGCAUUCACCCGUUUCCUUUCCACUGUUUUGCAUUAAUGGUUUUCACCAUUAUUCAUUCUAACAUGACGGUUUUUCCUGUAAACACCAAAUAUCACCUUGUGUAUGAUUUUGAUUGAAGGUGAAAUGUUACAAGGCACAGUUUAUUCCUCCUUGUUUAUCCAUAAUUAUUUAUUAUCCUGGCUAGUUGGAACCUCCCCCGUAUGUAAUGCUAUAGAAAGACAAAUGUGGGAGGUAGAGAACGCUAUGAAUACAUUACAUUAAAUUACUUAAUUGUGUUUAAAAUUUUACUCCUAUUGUCAUGUAACGCAAGAGUCAGUGGUGGCUGUUAUCCCUUUGCACUUUGUGAAAGUGGUUUAAUAAAGAUUGCUGUCAUGAUUAGAUUAAAA
Messenger RNA from Neoarius graeffei (lesser salmon catfish), 1900 nucleotides. RefSeq names its product ubiquitin-conjugating enzyme E2 J2. The coding region runs from base 277 to 1059 and encodes 260 amino acids. The transcript has 7 exons. Lineage: Eukaryota; Metazoa; Chordata; Actinopteri; Siluriformes; Ariidae. The record is from RefSeq and is a predicted model, not a curated record.